GGAAAACAAGUACAGAGGUAAAGAACGCCAUGUUGACACGACAACGCCAACUGGGAGGCCAAAUAGCACCUGGGAUAACGUUAUUCCCUGUGUUUUUAUUACGUUGUCACAAUCAACGAUCAAUCGACUCAAGCAACUUUUCCGAAGAAAAAAAGAUGAGGUCGAAACAGCUGAUCAAUUAUACUUUAACUGCCAUACUUUGCCAAUUUCAACGACGACAAUUUAUCGGUUAACUACUUUCCCAUCGUUUCUUCAGAACAGUUAACUAAUUAAUUCAGUUAAUUUUGUGGGUGUGUGUGUGUGGUGACCGUUGCUGAAAUGUCGCAAGUGGAAAAAAACAAUCCAAGCGAUUGUCUUUUGCUAAAGGUGGGCCUGUUUUUUCAGGCUAACUUAGCAACAUUAGCUUGUUUGCUAACAUUAGCGACUAAUGCCAUUGGCAGAGAGCGAGAGAGAAGCUAAGCUAAUGAUGGCUAAUGGCUAGCGGUUUCGUUGAAUGUAAUUUGCAAUUCGUCGACGUUUCCAGUCUCCGCAUCGCUUAAUUAAUAUAACGUUAAGUAACGACGUAAAACAACUUCUAAGGUUGUUUGACUAAUAUGCGUUUUUAAUUUAACCAAAACCCAUUCAACUGUAAUCGUCCAGUUGGCGGUGCGAAGCAACUUGUCGCUCCAUUAGCUCUACGCAAUUAAAAUUGUACUUGAGUCGUCGUUUUUCUAGUUGUAAAUAACUCUCGUAAGAAAGCUUAAUGUAGCUCCCGAAUACCCUUAGACACCUGGGAGCUCUCCCUCUCAAGACUUGAAGGCCAGAAGAUGGAGAGCUGGAGGAGGGUGAGCUGGAAGACGACGGGGGAGACGUCGAGGCCGAGGAGAUGGGUGGAGGUGCGUCUGCAGCAGUGGCAGGAGGAGGAGGAGAUGGGGGUGAUGAAGCAGGAGGAGGAGGUGAGGCGGGAGGAGACGGGGCGGUGGAGAGGCCUCGGCGAAGUCGGGAACGCCACGCCAGCAGCGACUCGGACGAGGAGAGAGCCCACCGUCGCAAGAGGAAGCGGAAGAAAGAGAGGGAGCGGGAACGGGAAAAGAGGAGGUCCAAGAAGAAACGCAAAUCCAAACACAAACGUCAUGCGUCCUCAGAUGACGACCACUCAGACUACAGUGACGACUCUGACUACAGUCCCAGUGAGAAGAGGAAAUACAGAGAAUACAGCCCCCAGUACCCCCCGUCUUCUCAUGGGGGCUACGGCGGCUCAAAGAAGGGCUACAUGAAGAUGGACAAACAGAGCUACGGAGGCUACGACGACUACGACGAGGACAACUACGAGGGAGAGGAGGACGAGGACGUGGGGGACGAAGACUACGACGACUUCACCAAGGAGCUGAACCAGUAUCGCAAAGCCAAGGAGGGAGGCGGCCGCGGCGGGCGAGGGGUCAGGGGUCGCAUGAAGAGCCAGCGAGGCCGUGGAGGAAUGAGGGGAGGGAGGCGAGGAAGAGGAGGAGGCAGAGGAAGAGGAGGCCGAGGUGGGGGAGGAAAGAUGGGAGGAGACAACGACGAUGGAGACGGCUACGGAGACGACAUGGAGUACGGGGAGGACGACUACGACAACAUGGGGGAUGACGACUACGACGACUACUCAAAGGAGCUCAAUCAGUACAAGAAGUCCAAAGACAGAGGCAGAGGAGGUAAAGGAGGCCGCGGGCGAGGCCGAGGUAAAGGAGGACGGGGUAUGAUCAGAGGGGGAAAGGGUCGAAACAGAGGGAGAGGAAGAGGUGACAUGGGGAACGACGACGACAACAACGGAGACCUGGACAACGGGGAUGGUCUUGGUGAUGGAAUGGGGAGGAGGAACCAGAAUGAAAAGCACCAGGACAAGAAAGGAAAGGCCAUCUGCAAGUACUACAUCGAGGGCAGAUGCACCUGGGGGGACCACUGCAACUUCAGCCACGACAUCGAGCUGCCAAAGAAGAAGGAGCUUUGCAAGUUCUACAUCACUGGAUUCUGCGCCCGAGCUGACCACUGUCCUUACAUGCAUGGUGAAUUCCCCUGUAAGCUGUUCCACACCACGGGGAAAUGUGUCAACGGUGACGAGUGUAUGUUCUCCCACGAAGACCUCAAUGAUGACACUCAGGAGCUGCUCAACAAGAUGUUGGCAGAGGAUGCAGAGGCUGGAGCUGAGGAUGAGAAGGAGGUGGAGGAGCUGAAGAAGCAGGGCAUCAACCCUCUCCCUAAACCGCCUCCUGGAGUUGGCCUUCUCCCCACCCCUCCUCGGCCUGUUCCUGUAGACGCCAACACAGGGGCUGGGGAUUUCGGAGGGCCUCCUCCUAGUGACUUUGGGGGUCUUCCUGGACCGAAUCAGGGGCCAAUUCCUGGCAAAGGACCACCGGGACCUGGGCCUAUGCCUGGGCCGAACCCCUGUGCUGUUCCGCCUGUCCAUGGUCCUGAUGGAACUCCCUUCCCAGGUGGUCCCCCAAAUCCCAAUGUCCCUCCUCCCCACAUGGGUCCUCCACCUCCUGGUGGAGGAGGAGGAGGAGGAGGCAUGGGGAAGAAGAUCCCCUCAUUGUUUGAGAUUAAAGUUCAGCCGACGGGACAGCUGGCUCAGAAACUGGCAGUUAGAAGCCAGACCCCCAGUGGGAACCAGGGUCAGUCCACACCACCUGGACCCCAAGGACCCCCUGGUGCCCUGCCAGCCCGCUUCCCUGCCCCUCCAGGCAUGAUGUCCCCUGACAUGCAGAACAUGGGCCCUCCACCCAACAUGGGUCCUGGCGGACCACCCAUGAUGGGAGGCUUUGCGCCUGGUGAAGGUCCUCCACAUGGAGGUGCUCUGCCUCCAGGUCCUCCUCAGAGUGGAAACUUCUUCAAUAACUUCUACAAUCAGCAGGAGGGCAUGAAGAUGGAGGGAGUGGUGCAAGAAGGCGACAACUACCAGGGGUUUUCUGGAAUGGACGAGAGAUCAGGAACAGGGAAGUUUGGAAAUCAGUCGGGUGGCCAAGAAGGUUCAGCUAACGGAGCCUCGGCCGGUCAGGGAGGGAUUUCUGUUCCUGACUUUCUGCCUCCAGCCCAACGUGUUCUCUUCAUGAGGAUCCAACAGAAGCAGCAGGAGGAAGAGGAGCGAGCUCGCAGGAUGGCCGAGGGAGGAGCAGAAAAGACGAAAGACACUGAAGGUGACUCAGGGAACUGGUACUCCAGUGAGGAUGAGGAUGGUGGAGGUAGUGUAACUUCCAUCUUGAAGACGCUCCGUCAUAAGACUCAAACUCCUCAAAAGCCGGACAGCCUUCCAAGUGACCCUCGGCUCCAAAAGUCUUCUCCUGCCGUCCCCCCGGCUCGUCCAGCAGACCCUCGCUUGAUCCGGGACCCCCGUCUGGCACGUGCUGCUGAGUCGACUCAAAUAUCCGACCAUUUGGCCGCUCCGUCUUCCUCCGGACCGCCUGCAGACCCCAGGUUAGCCAGGCUAGCCGCCGCCUCAGCAGGAGCAACCUCCCACUCAUCUUCUGCUCCUAAACCUGAACCUCCUCUGGUCUACAAGCCCCCGCCUCUUACAACCCCAGCAGCAGAUGAGGAGGAGACGGAGCGGGUUCUACGGGACAAACCGGUGCCGAUUCCUCUGGACCCCCUCAUGGGCAUGGCUCUGAGAGACCCGCGCUCCCAGCUGCAGCAGUUCAGCCACAUCAAGAAGGACAUCGUUCUCCACAUGCCGGCCUUCGCUAAAACCAUCACCUGGUCACCUGAAGACCUCCUCCCACUCCCCAUCCCCAAGCAGGACCUCCUUCCCCUCCCUCCAGGCAUUCCCCCCGUGUCCUCUCUGGACUCUCGUCGAACUCAGCAGUCGCUCCAGACGUCACUCCCUCACUCACAGCCUCCUCCCAUCCAGCCUCCUCCCUCCUUGGACCCUCCCGCUGCCUCCUCCUCCACCUCGACCAUCCCAGACUUUGAGCUCCUGUCCCGCAUCCUCAAAACCGUCAACUCCGGCUCAUCGCAGACGCCUUCCCCUCCUCACCUAUCCACUCCUGCUGCACCUUUGUCGCUGCUGAGUCAGCCUCCCUCCAUGCCUCCUGCACCUUCAGAAAAGCCUGUCGACCCCCGCAUGUCCCGUAAAGAUCCCCGUCUCCAGCCACAGAAGUCAGCACUGAAGCAGCCCUCAGAACCUUUACCUCCUCCUCUUCCUUCCACAUCUCCAGCAGCAGCUUCUGGCUCCUCUCCGCCUGGCAUCGCCCCCUACGACCCUCGACUGCUCUCCUCUGGUGGUUCAGGGCGCAGUGUGGGUCCCGGGGCACCAGGGGGAGCCAGCGUGCUGAGCGGCAUCAGCCUCUAUGACCCUCGGACUAACAAACCUGGCAGCCCUAAUGCCGGCAGCGGCUCCAACAACUCCCCCAACUCAGCCGCCAGCACAGAGUCCAAACCCAGCGAGCCCACGACCAGCAAGCCCAAGUCCAAGGAGCCCCUGUUCGUUCGGAAGUCCGCGUUGGACCAGCCGGAACCAGAGAAAAGUGGCGAGCAAGGAACCGAUCGAUACAACAGCUACAACAGGCCCCGACCUAAGCCUGCACCCUCGCCUAACUCCACGGCACAGGGAGGAGCGGCUGCAGCCGGGGGGGCCACAGCUGGAGGUCUGGGCGCUCCCGGAGCCGCCGGAGAUCAGGGGCCUGCGGGGGUCCACAACCUGCCGGUGUCCUCCCUGUUCGGCGUGGUGAAGCAGGCGGCCAAACCUGGCGGGACGAGCAGCCCCUUCGGAGGAAGCAGCCCGGCGCAGUCGGAGCAGGCGGCCGCGGAGCAGGACAACGCCUCCCUGAAGGACGUUUUCAAAGGCUUCGACCCCACAGCGUCGCCUUUCUGCCAGUGACACUCGUCCUGGAGCCCUGAAGCCCAGGACCUGCUUUGGUUUUGGGCCGUUUUAAUACGUUUUGGACGCUGAACAGAUCAGUGAAAAACGGAAAAGCGCACGGCGGCGCCUGCCUGUAAGACUGGUUAGGACGAACCUUCGUGAACAAAACACACACACUUUCCCACAGUGUUGCAGAUGCAGAUUCUAUAAGAGACUUUGGGGUAAUGGGGAGGGUUUAAAGUGAGAUCUCUAUUUUAAACAGACUUAUUGGUGUAUAAAUAGAUGUAUUCUCUUCAUCUCAGUGCUUGGUGAAAACAAUUAUCCAGACAGCGACGAUACGCGUUUAUAUGGAAUGCACAUUUUAGCUUCACAUCUUGUUUCAGUCUCUUUUCUCUUCGGUUUCUCUUUAUUUUUUUGUCAGUCUUCUCAUCUUUGCACCGUUUGACGUGCUCGUACUACGUGUUUUUGGGCAGUUGCAGUCGGCGGUGCGAUAAAUGAAAAGAUAGAUUUCUUCUUAACACAUUUGUGGUGUUUCUGUGGUGAAAUCGCACUGAAAUUAGCACAUCGCAAACAAACAUGUAAACACAUCACUGCCUUCUCUGUCUCUGUUUUCCCUUUACGACCCGUUCUCCAGCGAAAUCACACAUUUAGUUUCUGUUUACAUCACGUUUUCUGCAGAAACUGUUUCAAAUAUCUGAAUAUAAAUCUAUAUUCUGCCUGAUCUGGUUUUUUUUUAGUAUUUAUUUUUCUACUUCUUCUUUGCACUGUCAGCUUAUGUUCUCUGAGGCUUGUAUUGAUAUUUUUAACAUCUGUAGCUCCUCCUGCUGUUCCCAUACAGAUUCCUUUCAGGUAUUUACCAGAACAGGUGACUUUGCUGUUCCUCUGUAACCACUACACCCUUUUUUCCCCCAUUCUACACGUUUUGCCUUCAGUAGUCUUGUUACUAUGAAGAGAAAAGACUUUCAAGUGAACAUUUUGUUUUAUCGCUGUGCAAAAGUGGAGAUUUCUGCAACUUUAAGGUGGAAAAGAUAAAGAGCAGACGGAGCUGAUUUUCUGAAGCGUUUGUCGCAAGGUCUGCCGCAUCUGCAGCCAAAAAAAUCGAACCUGGUUUGAUUUUUCACGAUCAGAAUUGAGCUCUGAUUAACCGGAGGACUUUAAAGCCAUCGUGUAAAUCAUUGCUUUUAAUUUUUUUUUGAUAUUAUUAACCGCUUUGUUAAGAAUGGAAAGGAAUCCUACUGGAUGAGACUGCAGAUUUCUGAGAGCAGGUUGGAGGAACAGGACAAUUCGCCGCCCUGCUGCAUCAAUUUUCAAGCUUUUCGCUCAAGCGUUAGGUGGCACUGUGACAAUCAGAAAUGACCCACGGACCUAAAAUUCACAUCAAGUAUUGAGCUGUGCAGGGGCGCCCUCUGCUGACAGAGAGAACCAUGUCAUUAAAAUGCACUCAACUAAAUAUUUUUCAGUUUCAGGCUCACAUUUUAAGUAGAAAUGUUCUGUUGCUGUGGAUUCAGUUUGUACGAGUUGAAGUGGAGGAGCGGUUGUUUCCGUUUAGUGGGACUCGGCGGCGGUUUCAUCGUCAGGUGUGUUUGAGAAUCUGUAAAUGUGGACGUCACAGCAGUGGAAGUUGCAGAACUUCUUUCCCCCCCCACUUCCAGGAGGUUAAGAUUGUACAACAGCUCUCAGGAUCGUCGUCGACCGUCUCGUGUUAAAAAUGUUGAUCAUUUUAAUUUAUUUUUUAUACUCGGGUAAAUAUGCUUCCUCACUUUGUCAUUUUUGAACUGAGUAAUUUUGUAUGUCAGGAUAUGUGAAUACCACUCACCUCAGUGGGAUGAAGGCGGUCUGUAACGGAGAGGAGAGGAGAGAGGCUUCUUUUGGUUUCUGUGUGUGAAGAUUGAGACUAACAAAGAAUUCCCUAUUUGCUCCCUCCUGGCCAGCCUUUGAAAAGCCUGGCGGGAGGCUGAGUGCCAGCGUGAAAGUUUGUCCUUUCCUUUACGGCUUUUUGUUGUUUUGUAUAUUUGUUUUAAGUUUAUUUUCUCACUCUGUAAAUUUGACCAGUAUCUUUCCUGUCUUUGGAGGAGUUUUCUAACUGUACACUGUAGGUGAGGCUGUAAGUAUUUAAAUAAAGUUGACAUGUGUUCAACCAGUUAA
Molecule: messenger RNA, 6952 nt
Organism: Acanthochromis polyacanthus (spiny chromis)
Lineage: Eukaryota; Metazoa; Chordata; Actinopteri; Pomacentridae
Gene: zc3h4
Product: zinc finger CCCH-type containing 4
Exons: 14
Coding region: 866-4825 (1319 amino acids)
Biological process (GO): negative regulation of DNA-templated transcription
Cellular component (GO): nucleus
Molecular function (GO): metal ion binding; RNA binding
Source: RefSeq, a predicted model, not a curated record